GAAGGUGGUAAAAAAAAACAUAUAAAUGAUCAAAAUUGAUAUUACAAUCAAACAUUUAAUUCAAUUUCAAACUUUUAACCCCGAUUAACUGCAGAUCAUUAAAUCUAUAAAAAUAUGUUUGCUUAAACUAAAAAUUAAAAAUUUAUGUAUUCUCUGUUGGCGUUGGAAACAAACUUUGUUUUUACAGUUUAUAAAAAAUAUAUUAGGCACUAUGAGAAGAACUGACUAAAAUCAUAUAUAUUUUUGUUGGUCGAUAGACAAUAAAAUGCAAGCUAUAAGCGUGGUAGAUAAUAACCAAAGAACACAUGCUCUUUUAAUCCCAAAGGAUGAAUGGAUACGACUAAAAAAGAUUUUGAUCAAAAAGGAUGAUGAUAUAGCUACAAUUGAGAUGAUGAAGCGAUUAAAAGACGAACGGCAAGCUACAUCCAAAGCCAUAUCUGAAUCGUGGGACACCACUGUACUGAACAAAAGAAAGAAAGAACUAGAAAACAGACAAAAGUUAUUAGCAAGUAAUGAAGCAAGACAACUUAAAAGAGACGAAAUUAUGAAACUCGAGAUUUUGGAGCGCAGAAAUGCCAUUGUAGAAAAGGCGCGGUUGAAGAAAUGGUCGGACAGAGAUUCGACAAAAGCGCUCACCAGAGCAGUGCACAAGAUGGAGGUGCUUAGAGAGAGAUCUAUUCAAAUUAUAUUCAAUGAGGCUCAGAGAGCGAAGGAACUUGAAGCAGAUCGUUUGUUAAAGAUGGAACAAAAUUUAGAUGCUGAACGAUAUAAGACGGAUCAAUGGGAACAGAAAUUGAAACUAGCUGAAACGAAAAAAGCUAAUGCUGCUAUUUUCCUAAAAGAAUUGAAAGAACGAGAGAAUAUAAAGCGUGACGAUGAUAUUAAAUUAAGAGAAGAAGGUAAAGCUGAAUUACAAAGAAUCGCAAAUGAAAUUUUUUCGAAGUUGUAG
Messenger RNA from Acyrthosiphon pisum (pea aphid), 949 nucleotides. RefSeq lists its product as uncharacterized. Gene Ontology annotation, cellular component: axonemal microtubule. The coding region runs from base 266 to 949 and encodes 227 amino acids. The transcript is spliced from 4 exons. The record is from RefSeq and is a predicted model, not a curated record. Lineage: Eukaryota; Metazoa; Arthropoda; Insecta; Hemiptera; Aphididae.